Molecule: messenger RNA, 1149 nt
Organism: Triticum dicoccoides
Lineage: Eukaryota; Viridiplantae; Streptophyta; Magnoliopsida; Poales; Poaceae
Product: BTB/POZ domain-containing protein At2g24240-like
Exons: 2
Coding region: 1-1149 (382 amino acids)
Biological process (GO): protein homooligomerization
Molecular function (GO): protein binding
Source: RefSeq, a predicted model, not a curated record
AUGCACACGGCACAGCCAGCCGGCCGCGUCCGGCUGAACGUCGGCGGGCAGGUGUUCGAGACGACGGUCGACACGCUCACAGGCGCGGGCGAGGGAACCAUGCUGUGCGCCAUGAUGGACCCCUGCUGGAAUGCCGCCGGCGCAGCAGGCACGGCCGGGGGCGUGCCCGAGUACUUCAUCGACCGCGAUCCGGCCUGCUUCGCUUCGCUCCUCGACAUGCUCCGCACGGGCGAGCUCCACGUCCCCGCCGGCGUCCCGGAGAGGGUGCUCUUCCGCGAGGCGAACUACUACGGCCUCCUCGACCGCGUCCGCGCCGCUCGCAUCGGCGAGCUCGAUCUCGAGAGGGUUCGCCUAGCCGCGUCAGUGCCACCAGGGCGGGUGACGGCUGACCGCCCGAUCGUCCGAGCGGCGCCCGACGGAGGGUGCUGCGUCACACACACGCACGACACCACCGUGCGGGUGUACAACUGGAUGCUCGAGGAGCGCCGGCCGGAAACAAAAAUGUUUGCGAGCUGCAGAGGAAUUAGCCGCUACGACAGCUACGGCAUCGGCGUUUGGGAUUGCAUCACCGGCGAGCAGGCAGGCCCCCUUUCGUACCCCAAGCCCGAAAGCAAGAUGGGCAGCACCACCAAGCUUCAAUGGCUGCCAAACACCAAGACGCUCAUGGCGGCCAGCGUUUGUUCGUCGUUUUCCAUGGCUCUGGUAGAUUCCCGGGAUAUGAGCGUUGUGUGGUCGUGGUGGUAUGACAGCGCCCGCGAGGGGAAGAACAGAUGCGUUGUGGAUGCAGCCGUGAUGGAGGACGAGAGGUCGGUCUGCUUGAUUAGCGACCACCAUGAUCUCGGGUUACUCGACAUUCGUAUCCAGGGCAACUCCGGAAACGUGCGGUGGCUACAUCAGAGCAAGAUGAGUUCAACUUCCAAGUGCAAUAGUCCAAAGCUUGCCGUGCACGGCGGACUGCUUUUGGCGUCCAAGGAUGACACCAUCUCGGUGUUUGGCGGCCCUAAAUAUGACCUGAGGCUGGCGCUGCGCGGGAGCCAAGGCGGUGGCGCCAUUAACGACUUCUCCGUUGGGGGCGACCGUCUCUUUGCCGUGCAUAAGGAGGACAACGUGUUGGAUGUCUGGGAGACGCCGCUACCUCCCAUAAUCUAA